Messenger RNA from Rana temporaria (common frog), 2167 nucleotides. RefSeq names its product SPARC related modular calcium binding 1 (gene SMOC1). The record is from RefSeq and is a predicted model, not a curated record. Gene Ontology annotation, cellular component: basement membrane. NCBI's taxonomy places the organism in Eukaryota, Metazoa, Chordata, Amphibia, Anura, Ranidae. The transcript is spliced from 14 exons. Gene Ontology annotation, biological process: extracellular matrix organization. Bases 216 to 1724 code for a protein of 502 amino acids. Gene Ontology annotation, molecular function: heparin binding; protein binding; extracellular matrix binding.
AAUGGGAUCCCAAUGGAAGUGUUAAUGCUUUAAACUUUGCUGCCGGUACGGGACAAGGCAAGAGCUGCAGGGAAGACAUCUGUGCCUGUCCACAUAGCAUGCCUCCCCUCUGUGUGUUCUAAUAUUCCGAGUCUUCCCAUCUCACACACAACACACAAAAGAAGAACUUUCCCAAGAUUUCUGCAGAACUUCUUUGCACCUGUCAGAAGAAGAGAAUGAAUGUGAGAAGCCCGUCCUUGAUGGUCCUGCUUGUGCUGCUGCAUGUGCCAGGCUCCCAGAACCACAGAACCACUGGACCCAGGUAUUUAAUAAGCGAGAGGGACAGAGACCCCCAGUGCAACCCUCAUUGUAUCAGAACACAGUUCAGACCAGUUUGUGCUUCAGAUGGACGAACCUAUGAAUCCACAUGUGACUUCCAAAGAGCCAAAUGCAAGGAUGCUGCCCUCAAUGUGGUCCAUAAAGGGAAGUGCAAAGAUGCCGGCCAGAGUAAAUGUCGUCUGGAAAGAACUCAAGCGCUGGAACAAGCAAAGAAGCCUCAAGAAGCCGUCUUUAUCCCAGAAUGCAAUGAGGAUGGAUCCUUCACUCAAGUGCAAUGUCACACUUACACAGGAUAUUGCUGGUGCGUUACACCUGAUGGUAAACCUGUCAGUGGCUCCUCUGUGCAGAACAAGACUCCUGUAUGUUCAGGUAUCGAAGAAAGCCUAGGUUCAGUAACAGAUAAGCCCUCAAGCCAGGGUAACUCAGGCAAGAAAGGAAGCGUUAUUUUAUCACCACCUCAAAUGGCUCCUUUUCCUGCUCUCCUCAACAGACACCUCAUUGAAACUCACAGUUAUCGCCAGCCUGAAGCUAGAGUCUCCUUUCGUUUCUUUCUUACUCUCAAUUCAGAUGAUGGAUCCAAACCAACCCCUACAAUGGAGACCCGGCCUGUUUUUGAAGGAGAUGAUAUCACUGCACCAACAUUAUGGAUCAAGCACCUGGUUAUCAAGGAUGCCAAGCAGAAUGGCUCUAGCAUGAGGCAGUCAGAGAAAGUGAACUCCUGUGACCAGGAAAGGCAAAGCGCUUUGGAGGAGGCAAGAGAUAAUCCACGAGAAGGCAUUGUGAUUCCAGAGUGUGCUCCAGGAGGACUAUACAAGCCAGUACAGUGUCAUCAAUCUACAGGCUAUUGCUGGUGUGUUUUAGUAGAUACAGGGCGCCCCUUACCGGGAACAUCUACACGAUAUGAAACUCCAGUAUGUGAAAGUGAUGCAAAGUGGAAAAUAACUGACGCAGAGGAUCCAUUUAAAGACCGAGAGCUGCAAGGAUGUCCGGAUGGGAAGAAACUGGAGUUUAUCACAAGUUUGCUGGAUGCUCUCACUACAGAUAUGGUUCAAGCCAUCAACUCAGCUGCCCCAGCAGCAGGUGGCAGAUUCUCUGAACCAGAUCCCAACCACACACUGGAGGAACGUGUGGUUUUCUGGUACUUCAAUCAGCUAGACAGCAAUGGCAGUGAAGACAUCAAUAAGAAGGAGAUGAAACCUUUCAAGAGAUAUGUAAAGAAAAAAGCCAAGCCCAAGAAAUGUUCCAGGAAGUUCACUGACUACUGUGAUCUAAAUAAGGACAAAUCCAUCUCACUCACAGAGUUAAAAGGAUGUCUAGGUGUUCGUAAGGACCCAGGUACUAAUGCUGGCAGUUUCCCUCCUGGAAGGAGACCUGGAUUGAACCCUUUCAUAGGACGUCUAGUGUAGAAGCCCAUACACAUAUUAUGACGACUGAAGAACAGGAAAGGGACUCAUCGCAUCCGGAUCAAUCACAGAUGCAGCUGAUGGACCUCUCAACGUUUGCACUUUUAAGUGGACUUUAUACAUAACAUUUUUAUUCCAUUGCCGGAAACACAAGAAGAUUCUGCCCUUUUCCCUUUUAGAUUUUUUUUAUUAAAAAGAAUCUGCUACUGACAAAUUAGUAAGUGAAUUCAUUGUGACUCUGGAAAAGAAGAGUUUUUGUAUAUAAAUGUAUAUGUAAAUUGUACAGUGCCAUUUGUACAGGUCUUCUUAACACUUUGUGUCUUGUGUCUUUUAUAAGUUUCUAGUGGGCACCUUGGCCCUCUUUGCUGGUUUUCAUCUUGUGCCUAUAGCAUUCAUGUUUACUUUGCUUGUAUUUUGUAAAUUAAAAAUAAGGAUUACAAAAAUGA